AUGAAGAAGCGCCUCUUGAUGCCCAGUAGGGCCUCUGCUCUCGUGGCCGCCGUGUUGUGCCUGCAGCUCGUGUGCGCCCUGCCUGGGGGGGUGAUGGACGGAGCUGUGGGUGUGGUUGGCGUGGCUGGGGAGGGCUGCCAGGCCCAGGGACCAAGCCGGAACCUCCUGCUCAACGGGAAGUCAUACCCCACCAAAGUGCGCCUCAUCCGGGGGGGCUCCCUGCCCCCCGUGAAGCGGCGGCGGAUGAACUGGAUCGACGCCCCUGACGACGUGUUCUACAUGGGGCCCGGGAGGGGUGUGAGGAGGAAGCCACCAGAGCGGGUGGGGACAGGGGAGUCGGGGGACCCCCACCUUACCCCCUCCUGCCCCCAGCACGAUGGCCAGCCCUACUGCCACAAGCCCUGCUACGGAAUCCUCUUCGGACCCAAGGGUGUGAACAUCGGGGGUGCCGGCUCCUACAUCUACGAGAAACCGGCUGUAGAGGGCCCGCAGGUCACUGGCCCCAUCGAGGUGCCCGUGGCCCGAGCUGAGGAGCGGAAGGCGAGUGGCCCCCCAAAGGGGCCCAGCAAAGCCUCCAGCGUCACCACCUUUACCGGGGAGCCCAACAUGUGUCCUCGCUGCAACAAGAGGGUCUACUUCGCUGAGCGGGUGACGUCCCUGGGGAAGGACUGGCACCGGCCCUGCCUCAAGUGUGAGAAGUGCGGGAAGACCCUGACCUCGGGGGGCCAUGCCGAGCACGAAGGCAAGCCCUACUGCAACCACCCCUGCUACGCCGCCAUGUUCGGACCCAAAGGCUUUGGUCGAGGUGGCGCUGAGAGUCACACCUUCAAGUAGACCCAGGUACACCCCACCCUGAUCCCC
This is a messenger RNA of Myotis davidii, 861 nucleotides long. RefSeq names its product cysteine rich protein 2 (gene CRIP2). Lineage: Eukaryota; Metazoa; Chordata; Mammalia; Chiroptera; Vespertilionidae. The coding region runs from base 1 to 834 and encodes 277 amino acids. The transcript is spliced from 9 exons. The record is from RefSeq and is a predicted model, not a curated record.